UUUUUUUUUUUCUCUUGGAGAAACAGUGUAACCAUCUGCAUUUUUUUCUCCAGGUUGGGUUUUAAACGAUCCAAAAUUUUCUCUGUUUCCAAUUCUUGUUUCUAAUGGACUUCUUUUGUAGUUGUUAUUUUGGUACUAAUUAAUGUUAGGUUAAAGUUUUAGUUCAGGGUAAUCUCUGUUUAUCUCUACUAGUGGGUUGAUUCAUUUUUAGCCUACUCUUCUCAAAUUCUAGGUCUUAGACAGUGACUCCAUUGUUUAGUAUAAUGUUUGUAAUUUCAUUUUCUGAGAUUCCUCAGUUGCUAGAUUGUUAUUGUUAUGAAAUAAUUUCAAUUAUCAGUGAUCUUCAUGUGAAAUAUUUUGAUGAUUAGAUGUUGCUGUGCAUUUGUUUAAUCAAAAGCUUGUGUAAACCUUUGCUAAAAAUAAUUGAAGUCACAUUCUUUUCCCUAAGUCUUUGGCCAUUCAUCAUGAUUUCUCACAUAUGUCUCUAACAAUGGAUUUGUCAAUCAUUGAUUCUAAACUCCAUGUCAUUUCAUACAACUUUAUCUCUCCUCAACGAACCCAACUAGAAAAUUUCUUUUUCCUUGUAGAUCAUUCAUAUAUUAGUGGUGGUUGUUUGAAGAUAAUAUAUAGCCUCUGCAGCUUUAUGAAAGAUGACAAUGAGAUCAGACAAAGAUGAUGUGUUUGGAAACUUGAUAGAAGAGAAUACUGAAGUAAAGAUCCUGGACAACGGAAAAGAAACUGGAUGUGAGUUAUAUGGUUCAAUAAGUGAAGAACGGGUCAAAGAGAACGCUGGAAACAUGUCAGGACACCAUUCUUAUGAAUUCAAGAUUGGCCCUAACAAUGAGCGCAUACAGGAAAACCGUAAUAGUCUAGAGGACCAUUUGGUUUUCUAUGUGGACAAGAAUGUAAUGGCUCGCAAAUUGCCUGAGACGGUCAUAGUUAGUAACUAUGAGGAGGUUACUUUUAACAUUGUCAAGGAUGUAUGUGUCGAUGAGGGUGUGCCUGUGAUGCCAAACGAGAAACCUUUCGGAUCCAAAUCCUCAGACGACAGCAAACUCAAUCAAGAAAUCGUGAAUGUGACAGAACAAGUUAAAGAUGAUUGCAAAGUGGCACCGGGGGAUGUAGUAGCUGCUACAACAAGAAUUGUCUCUAAGGAAGCUUUAACCUUGGGAGAUAUUAUAUCAAUGGAGGGUUCCCAAAAACUAUCCAACAAAAACAACACUCAUGGACCUGAAGAAACAGAACAGAAGAAAACAGAGGAACCAAUAGCAGGGAGCUUGAGAUAUCUUUCCACUGAAAUGGAAGAAUCAGAGAAUCAACGGCUAAACGAUGUGUUUGAGGACUCUUCUGAUCACAAUCUCUUCUCAAGCAAUUUCCCAAACGGUUCUGGGGAAAGAAGUUUCUCUGAAGCAGAACCAGGUUUAGCUCAUAUAAGUUACUCUGGACUGAUCUCAGUCUCCGGAAACAUCUCUGUUCGAUCUGAUGGAAGCACAGUUAGCGGAAGCUCCUUCGCUUUCCCACUAUUGCAAUCGGAAUGGAACAGCAGUCCUGUAAGAAUGGUGAAAGCUGAGAAGAUUAAACCUCGAAAGGAGAAAGGAUGGAGACAUUACUCUCUUCUUCUCUGUUGUAGAUUCUGAUGGAGACAUUACUCUGCCUUUCUCUCAAAAUGGUUUUUUUUAACCUUAUAGGUUCUACAGAUCGUUCAAAAACACAGAAGAGUGCCUUUUUUUUUUUUUUUGUUGUUGUUUGGUUUUUUAGUAAAUAAUUCUCUUUUAGUUUCAAUUGCUUCGUUGUGGUUUUGAGAUUAAUGUGUAUUUUGUGUUCUCUCAGUUUCACGUGUUGCUUCAGACACAAGGUACAAAACCUAAUUACACUUUUGUACAGCAAGCUAAAUUUGUCGGUGACGUUA
Camelina sativa (false flax) is the source of this 1909-nucleotide messenger RNA. NCBI's taxonomy places the organism in Eukaryota, Viridiplantae, Streptophyta, Magnoliopsida, Brassicales, Brassicaceae. The record is from RefSeq and is a predicted model, not a curated record.